AUGCAGUCCUGGCGCUUCCUUCUCUUUCUCCUGGCUAGGCCCUUCCUACCGGGCGUGAAGUCCGAUGACUGCCAGCCGCAUCAAUGGAAGCGUGAUGUCGACGACAUCGUCUGUCGGUACUGGGCAACGUCUCCGGCCGAGGUAAACUACUACACAUGCACCCAGCUCGCGCUAAAGUACGAAGAGACCGUCGAGGACUUCUUCUUCCUCAACCCCACCAUGGACAGGGACUGUGAAACAAUCCAGCCAAACACAGACUACUGUGUGAGAGGAUAUGCGGAGCCGCUGGUGUCGACCGACGGAUCGUGCGGGCCAAGCCACGGUGAUAUCGCCUGUCCGGAUGCCACGCCCUGCUGUAACUCAGAAACCUGGCAGUGCGGUGACACGAGCGACGACUGUGCCCCGGGAACAUGCUACUCUGGCCUGUGCCUGGGAGGUACAGGGUACAGCCUCGACGGCAACUGUGGUCCCGACAAUGGCGGCCUCAAGUGCGGAGGUAAGUGGGGAGACUGCUGUUCGAUCGACGGCGUGUGCGGCACGGGGCCGGACUUCUGCGGUCCCAGCAAUUGUGAAUCCGGGGCCUGCACGAACCCGGCCACGCCAACCAUGCCUACCGAAAUUCCGUGGCAGACAGGCACCACUCCUGAUGGGUCAUGCGGUGGCGCUAUGGGCUAUACAUGUGAUGUUGUCUUCGGUAAUUGCUGCAACGAGGACGGCGUGUGUGGCUCUCGGCAAAGCGACUGUGGAACGGGCUGCCAGCCGAAUUUUGGCAUGUGCGAUGGGGUGACUAAGACCUCGGCUACCCCUACGCCCACGCCGACAGACGACCCGACCAGUCCAACCUCACCGGGAUCCACCCCCACGGCCACCGGCGACCCCAUGUUCGUGCCAAGCUACGGGCCCUUCACGCUCGCGGGGUGCUACCGCGAACCGGAGGGCAAGCGCGCUCUGGCCAAUCUCUAUUUCGACGAGGAGAUGACGGUUGAGAAGUGCCUCGACAAGGCGUCGACGUACGCAUGGGCCGGCAUCGAGUACGGCACGGAGUGCUGGUAUGGGUUCCAGCUGGACAUCGGCGCAGCCCAAGAGGAUCUCAACGUCGACAACUGCGGCUUUGUGUGCCCGGGCAAUCCCGGCGAGUACUGCGGCUCGGGCGGACACCUCGUGCUGUACAGUUCGAGCACGCAGCCGCCGGACGAGCAGCCGUCACAGCCCGCCGAGGUGAAUGGCCAUCCGUGGUAUGGCUGCAUGACCGAGGCGACGGACGCGCGUGCUCUGAGUGCGGAUACCAUAGAUCUCGACGUCUCCAUGUCGCUGGAGUUCUGUUCCUAUUACUGCGAGGGAUAUACUUACUUUGGUGUCGAGUAUGGGAGAGAGUGUUACUGUGGGAAUAGUUUCAAUGCCGGAUCGGUCAUAGCCCCGGCGUCCGACUGCAACAUGCUGUGCUCGGGAAAUUAUUUGGAAUUCUGUGGUGCAGGAAAUAGGUUGUCAGUUUAUGGCGUCUAAGUCGGGAUACCUACCUGUGUUGUUGUUUCGUCAGACAUUCUAUAGGUAGUCAGGAAACCGUCUAUGGUUAUUUAGUACCUGAA
Molecule: messenger RNA, 1586 nt
Organism: Phialemonium atrogriseum
Lineage: Eukaryota; Fungi; Ascomycota; Sordariomycetes; Cephalothecales; Cephalothecaceae
Product: WSC domain-containing protein
Exons: 4
Coding region: 1-1503 (500 amino acids)
Molecular function (GO): chitin binding
Source: RefSeq, a predicted model, not a curated record